CAUAUCUUAGCAUCGCGGAAGUCGGACCUAGCAACGAAUUUAGUCUCAGUAUCGAAGAAAACCAUUCCUCUCCAAAUCCGCGUUUCCCCUUGGCCAUUCGCUCUCUUGCAGUAGCAUAACCUCACGCGGUAGUCGGAGAUUCACGCGCCACCCAUGGCUUCUCCGCCGACACUUCCGAUUUCCAACCCCCAAUCCAACAGCGGCACCACGGCUUCCCAGUCUCAGCCUCCAAUUGCUACGCCUGCCUUUCGGUCCUUCAUCGCACGCCUCUCCUCUUCUGUCCGCCAGGGAUUCUCCCAGCGCCGCCCGUGGUCGGAGCUCAUUGACCGGACUGCAAUGUCCCGGCCAGAUUCUCUUUCAGAAGCAUAUUCUCGGAUCCGCAAGAACUUCUCUUACUUCCGUGUCAACUACAUAACCCUACUUGCCCUCGUAUUGGCUAUCUCUCUCAUCUCCCACCCGCUCUCGCUCCUUGUUCUCUUCGGCCUCCUCGGCUCAUGGGCCUUUCUGUACCUUUUCAGGCCUUCAGAUCAGCCCCUUAUCCUUUUUGGUCGCACCUUCACUGAUCGCGAAAUUUUGGGUAUUCUGGUGGUGUUGACAGUGUUCGUUGUUUUUCUCACCAACGUUGGAUCUCUCUUGAUUUCGGCUUUGAUGGUUGGGUUGGCAAUCGUUUGUGCGCACGGUGCAUUCAGAAUGCCUGAGGAUCUGUUUCUGGACGAUCAAGAACCCAUGAAUUCCGGUUUCCUGUCGUUCCUCGGCGGCGCUGCCUCUUCUGCCGCUGCAUCGUCUGUUUCACGCGUGUAAACGGAUCGGGGUUCCCGUGUAUCUUGGUUGGCUUUCACGAGGUUUAUUCGGACCAAUCUUCUUGUCCUGCUUUACUAAGCUAGUUGCCUUCUUGAUAGGAGGACUUUUUCUUGCUCAUUUGUAUGAUCCAAAGCAAAUUGCUUGGGAUAUUGUCUUCUCCGAGAUAUACGUAGAUGAAAACUUUGCAGAUUGAAUUACUUUACGCCAUUUUAUCAGUAGCAAGAUAUGCUUUCGAUCUUUGUAGUUUAUAUUCCAA
Messenger RNA from Prosopis cineraria, 1057 nucleotides. RefSeq names its product PRA1 family protein B1-like. Gene Ontology annotation, cellular component: Golgi apparatus; endoplasmic reticulum. The transcript has a single exon. Lineage: Eukaryota; Viridiplantae; Streptophyta; Magnoliopsida; Fabales; Fabaceae. Gene Ontology annotation, biological process: vesicle-mediated transport. The record is from RefSeq and is a predicted model, not a curated record. The coding region runs from base 154 to 801 and encodes 215 amino acids.